AAUUUCUCCGUGAAAAUGUCUGGUCGUGGAAAGGGAGGCAAGGGAUUGGGAAAGGGAGGAGCCAAGAGGCACAGAAAGGUGCUAAGAGACAACAUCCAGGGCAUCACUAAGCCAGCUAUUCGCAGGCUUGCUCGUAGGGGUGGUGUGAAGCGUAUCUCUGGUCUCAUCUAUGAGGAGACCCGUGGAGUGUUGAAGAUCUUUUUGGAGAAUGUGAUUCGUGAUUCCGUCACCUACACUGAGCACGCCAGGAGGAAGACUGUUACUGCUAUGGAUGUUGUCUAUGCUUUGAAGAGACAGGGAAGGACUCUAUAUGGAUUUGGUGGUUAGAUCAGUUGUUAGGUGCAUUAGAUGUAGAUCUAAUGUUAAUUUCUGCUGUUUCUGUGUUUUGGUGUCUCUGUAACUGUUCGUAAGCUCUAGAUAUUGUAAUUUCUCAUUACAUGUUCAAUGAACAAAGCUCAGUUUCUACAAAUUACAAUAAAUAUCCUCCAGUUGACUAA
Messenger RNA from Solanum stenotomum, 497 nucleotides. Its product is annotated as histone H4. Lineage: Eukaryota; Viridiplantae; Streptophyta; Magnoliopsida; Solanales; Solanaceae. Gene Ontology annotation, cellular component: nucleosome. Bases 16 to 327 code for a protein of 103 amino acids. Gene Ontology annotation, biological process: nucleosome assembly. The transcript has a single exon. Gene Ontology annotation, molecular function: protein heterodimerization activity; DNA binding; structural constituent of chromatin. The record is from RefSeq and is a predicted model, not a curated record.